Anopheles nili is the source of this 2265-nucleotide messenger RNA. RefSeq names its product fez family zinc finger protein erm. The coding region runs from base 1 to 2265 and encodes 754 amino acids. Gene Ontology annotation, cellular component: nucleus. The transcript is spliced from 2 exons. NCBI's taxonomy places the organism in Eukaryota, Metazoa, Arthropoda, Insecta, Diptera, Culicidae. The record is from RefSeq and is a predicted model, not a curated record.
AUGGUUUAUUUCAGUCCCCGAGGCAUGCAGGAACCGUGUAGCCCACCAGGAAUGCCACUGACAGCGAAAAGCCCCACCAUGGAAGGAGCCGUCCGUGUCGAUCUGACGCCAGUUCCCGACUCGGAAGUGACUGACACUGUGCCGAAUCCAUCGCACGUGGCCAUUAGCUCCUCCACGCCUGCUAGCACCGUUACCCCAACGAUCACGACCGCAUCCAGUGUUGGCAUGCCACCGGCUAAAAGUCAGCGACCGAGUGGAGUCACGCUGAAGUUCUCGAUCGCUAACAUCAUGGGUCAGGAUGAGGAUCGCGUGGAUGAUCGUCGGCAGGAGGAGAGACAUGAUCACGAGGAGGACGUUGAAGAGGAAGAGGAGGAACUCGACGAGGACAUCGACGAAGAUGACGAGGAUGCGGUUGUCGAUGUGGCUAGUGACGAUGAUACGAUCGAGCUGUCAAUGACAUCACCGGGAAGUAGUAGUCUCGGUCCUCGAAAGCGUCGUCUAAGCCACGAAAAGUCGGUGAGUCCUGUAUCGGCGGCAGGAUCGAGUCCGUGUUAUGAGCCACCAUCGGCGGGAAGUUCCGUAGCGGAGGCGUACGAUUCAGCGUUCAAAAAGUACGUCCCGAGCUCGGUACAUCAGUUUGUGGCGAACAACCGACACCAAGAGUUGUUGAGUCAGUAUCCACUGUUGUACUACCCAGGUGGGUUGAUGUGUGCUGCUGCAGCCGCCCAAUAUGCGGCUCUCACACACCAACAUCAUCCACAUCACCCACACCAUCAUCACCAUGCGGCGGCUGCUGUGGCGGCUGGUUUACAUCCUUACAGCGUGGCGGCUGGUCGGUUACAUAGUCCUACACUAUCACCGCCUCCACCUGGACCACCGGGUGUUGGGUCAACUCCUUCAGGUGUUCACGGUCACGGGUUGAACGGACGACACCAGCUUCAUGGAGGAGGACAUGGCCAUCAUCAUCCGCUGUUGUCGGCGGCUGCUGCAGCAGCAGCCGCCGCAGCUGCAGCCGCCGCUGCUCAAGGCAAACACCCGUCGGGAGCGGCUAAACGAGCUAACCUGAACCUAUCCGCCAGCAGUACCUGCUCGUCGGUGAGCUCGAGUGGUAGCUCCACUGGUGGUGGAUCACCUGGUCGAGGAAGUGGUCCCGAUGGUACGACAUCGGCAGCGGCUGCUGCAGCAGCAGCCGCCUUGGCGGCUAAGCAGAAAACCUUCGCUUGUCCCGAGUGCGGUAAGGUGUUCAAUGCGCACUACAACCUGACGCGGCAUAUGCCGGUGCAUACGGGAGCGCGCCCAUUUAUCUGCAAGAUCUGUGGCAAAGGUUUCCGACAGGCGUCGACAUUGUGCCGGCACAAGAUUAUCCACACCUCGGAGAAACCGCACAAGUGUCAGACCUGCGGGAAGGCGUUUAAUCGCUCGUCGACGUUGAAUACGCACACGCGAAUCCACGCUGGCUACAAGCCGUACAUCUGCGAGUACUGUGGUAAGGGUUUUCAUCAGAAGGGCAACUACAAGAACCACAAGCUAACGCACAGUGGUGAUAAGGCGUACAAGUGCACGAUCUGCAACAAGGCGUUCCAUCAGAUCUACAAUCUCACGUUCCACAUGCACACGCACAACGACAAGAAGCCGUUCACGUGCAAGAUCUGUGCGAAGGGCUUCUGUCGGAACUUCGAUCUGAAGAAGCACAUGCGUAAGUUGCACGACGUCAGUCUCGGAGGCGGACACAAGCGUUCGCGAAGUUGUGGAACUCCACAACACCACCGGCGUUCUCCGUUGGAUCUUCCCUCACGGCAUGUUCCCUCUCCACAUCCACGGUCACCAUCUCGGCAACACCCACAUCCGGCGUUGGCACCUCCACCACCACCACCACCAGCCCCAGUUCCAGGUGGUUCCAUUCCAGUUCCGGGUUCAACGGGUUCCCCGACGGCGCUACAUCAUCACGCGCCCUCACAACCCACGGCACCAGCUCAACCUCCACAGCCACCGCAACAUUUGCACCAUCCGCUGCAUCUGCACGGACCGACCCUUGGACACGUGCCGCAUCCGCACGCUCACGUAGAUCUACAGUCCCGGUCAUCACCUGUACCCUGGUCGAGUGCGUCCUCGUUAGCUGCUCUACACCAUACAGCCGUUGCGGCAGCUGCAAUGCGAGGCGGAGACUAUGGCAGCCCGUUCCUGAUGCCACCGGGACGUCAUCAUCAGCGACUGGCGGCUGCGGCAGCCGUCGCUGAUAGCCCGUUCAUCGGCAAGGUGUUUUGA